AUGCGCAAGAGGUUCUACCCAGCACAUGUGCGCGCUGCCAUGUAUGAGGAGUUCAUCCACCUGCAGCAAGGCUCCAUGUCUGUGGUUGAAUACCACAAGAGGUUCUUGGAGUUGGCACAUUUUGCGAGGAUACUUGUGCCGACAGAACUCGCUAAAGUCAAGAAAUUCGUGGCCGGUCUAAACUAUGAGGCGCGAAAAGCUUUGACUGUGAGUAGGCCAAGUUCUCUUAAGGACGCUUACGUGUGUGCCGCCGAUCUAUUUCGCGUGCAGCAGCUUCAGAGAGGAUCGUACGAGCAAGCUAGGAAGAGGACUGAGGGCGGAGGUUCUUCUACCUUCAAGAAGCCGAGACCGAGUUUCCCGGCCAAGCAGGUGUCAUCUUCAUCUCAAGGACAUAACAGAACAGAGCACGGGAACCAAGCCAAGGCAUCCCUUUGUCAGCGUUGUGGGAGGAUGCAUGUGGGUCAAAGUUGUAAUGGCUAUGCGCUCAAGUGUUUUCGAUGUGGAGAUCGAGGUCACAAAGUCGCGGAGUGCCCCAGCCAGCCGGUCAGAGAACGUUGCCACCACCCCCGGGAGCCGGAGGAGCAUCGAGAGUUGGUUCGGGCCGUGGAACAGUUAGAGCUAGACCAGCUGGAAGGGUCUUCGUGA
This is a messenger RNA of Ipomoea nil (Japanese morning glory), 645 nucleotides long. RefSeq lists its product as uncharacterized. The transcript has a single exon. Gene Ontology annotation, molecular function: zinc ion binding; nucleic acid binding. NCBI's taxonomy places the organism in Eukaryota, Viridiplantae, Streptophyta, Magnoliopsida, Solanales, Convolvulaceae. The record is from RefSeq and is a predicted model, not a curated record. The coding region runs from base 1 to 645 and encodes 214 amino acids.